GCUGACUGUAGGUUAUACGAUUUUUAUAAUUAGACGAGUUUAUAGACGGCAGUCUGUUGCGGGCAGUCGCUGCACGGGCGUGGCGCGACCGGUCACGUACGACGCUAAAUCUAUUUUGAAAUUCGAACGCAGUGCGCGCGCGCGUUCCUCCGCUUUGUUUACUAACAUUCAGUGUUAAAAAACCUUGUGAUAUUUUAACGCCAAAAUAAAAAGAGCGCAAAGAAGCCAAAAAUGUCGGUGAUUCUUGACGCGAUCGACCUGGAAAGGGAAUACUCCCCCAGCCGGUGGUCGACCAGAUUUCCAACGGCCUUGGAAGUACUUCAGAACCACGUGAAACAUGUCACAACAGCAAGCGAAGAAGCUACAAAUAACAUUCCACACAAACUGGAGAUUGAAUAUGGAUCGACGCCUGGACAGAAACUUGACAUACUCGGAACUGAUUUACCAAACGAUGCACCGAUUCUCGUCUACAUUCACGGCGGCUACUGGCAGGAGUUAUCAAGAGAGAUAUCCCGCUACCCUGCUAGUCCUCUCCACAAGUGCAGAGUGAAGACCAUCGUCAUUGGCUACGAUCUAUGCCCCACAGCAACCCUCGCAGAAAUCGUCAGCCAAACGGCUAAGGCUGCCAAAUUCGUCUUCGAGUACGCCGAAAAAAUGGGGUCAAAGGGAGUAUACUUCGCGGGGCAUUCAGCCGGUGCUCAUCUGGUAGCAAAAUUACUUUCCAACGCAGACUUCUUUGAAAACACUCCAGGCGCCACUCGUCUCCAGGGAGCGUUCCUCGUCUCAGGGAUUUACGACCUUAGAGAGCUCGUCCAUACAUCAGUGAACGACGCUGUCCAACUACCAAACGAGUGGGCCAUUCCCUUGUCACCACAAUUCGAUGACUAUACACACCUGCAAGGGAGGAGGAUACGCUUGUACAUCCUGGCGGGUCAGCAUGACAGCCCUACCUUCAAGAAACAAUCUAGAGAGUUCUACGAGAUCCUACACAACACGUGUCUAAUGCAAAAUAUGUACCUUGAAAUCAAAGAUGGCAUGGACCACUUCGAUAUCGUCGAAUGUUUCUCAAAUAACGACAAUUAUUUAAAGAAUUUGUUGGUACAUGAUAUUCGUAAGCAUUUGAAUUAGUUUUUAACAAAGAAAACAAUGAAAAAGUUUUCUUGUUGUUAUAGUCUGAAGGUGUAGUUUUGAUCAAUUGUUGCCUGGUUAUCUACCUACUUUGAAAAUAAGGGCAUGCAUCGAAUUCAAGUUCUAU
Molecule: messenger RNA, 1255 nt
Organism: Spodoptera exigua (beet armyworm)
Lineage: Eukaryota; Metazoa; Arthropoda; Insecta; Lepidoptera; Noctuidae
Source: the annotation of a GenBank genome assembly